ACUUGUCUGUAAAUUCACUCCCGAACGACCCGUCAUCCGCAUCGCGAUAGACAUGGACGGUUCUGAAAUGAACUCUCAGUUGCACAGGUCUUUCGACAGACUUCCAGCAGGAAAAUACAUUUUGUGUGUCGACGAAGUGACAGACUUCAUGUCUGAAAAUACUGAAGAUACAAAACACACCCAGAAGUGGUUGUGCAGAGCAGAUGGGAUUGCCUGGAAGAGUCAAAAUUAUAAUGAUACAAACAUUGUUUUUUUAUCUUUGCCUGAAACUUCGACUGAACAUGCCUCACAUGCCAGCUUUGCCUCUGUGGUCCAAAAGCUUCCCGAGAUCAGUGCAGUCCUUGUGACAGGAGCAGCACCCGCAUAUCUUCAGACUGUGAUUGAUAUGUUUGGUGAAACAAAUCUGAAAUAUGUUUUGGUGGUCCAUUUCUGCUGGGGAGCAGACCACCAGCAUCCAUUCUGGAUCGAAACAUAUGAACCCAGUGAUAUUACAUUUUGCAGUAACAUGGAUGCCCUUCUAGAAGAAUUCACCAGCAAGAUAGCACACAAUGACUCUUGCUUGGUGUUACCCAAAGAGUCUUUCCAAAGAGACACCGGAUUUCAGCAACCUCCAGGUAAUCCUCAAGCGGCAGAUGAAAUUGCUGUAUCAUCUGGAGAAAUGACCUCAUCAUCUGGGGAACCUGCCACAGUAACUGGAGAAAUGAAUUCAUCAACUGGGGGAGAAACAGUCUCAUCAUCUGAGGAACCUGCCACAGCAACUGGAGAAAUGAAUUCAUCAACUGGGGGAGAAACAGUCUCAUCAUCUGAGGAACCUGCCACAGCAACUGGAGAAAUGACAACAUCAACUGAGGGAGAAACAGUCUCAUCAUCUGAGGAACCUGCCACAGCAACUGGAGAAAUGAAUUCAUCAACUGGGGGAGAAACAGUCUCAUCAUCUGAGGAACCUGCCACAGCAACUGGAGAAACGGCCACAUCAGCUCCGGAAACAACCACAUCAGCUAGAGGAAUCGCCAAAAAAGCUGGAAUAGCCUCUUUAUUUGGAGGAGCAGCAGCCUUAGUUGGAGGAAUAGGCACAUUACUUGGGGCCAAGUUAGCUGGAGCAAUUACCACAUCAGUUGGAGGGUCAGCAACACCAGCUGGAGGAACAACAACAGCAUCUGGAGGAACAUCCACGUCAGUUGGAAGAACAGCAACAGCAUCUGGAGGAACAUCCACGUCAAUUGGAGGAACAGCAGCAGCACCAGCUGGAGAAACAGCCAUUUCAACUGGAGAAAUGGCUGCAUCAGGAAGGGGAACUGUUGCUUUAGUUGGAAGAAUGGUUGCAAUGGGAUUAUCAGGAUUUGGGGUAGGAACUGGUAUAACAGUUGCAGGGCUUGUUUUCUACUUGAGAUAUGUAUUUGAGAAAGUAAAAGAAUUACUUAAUAUUCUCACACCACCAGUUCUGAUCUUUGCUCUAGCAAUAGUGGUUUUAGUUAUAGGGAUGAUUUUUUUUCUCCAUUGUCAGGCUGUAAAAUAACUGGAGCAGGUGUA
Messenger RNA from Scleropages formosus (Asian bonytongue), 1530 nucleotides. Its product is annotated as cell wall protein AWA1-like. NCBI's taxonomy places the organism in Eukaryota, Metazoa, Chordata, Actinopteri, Osteoglossiformes, Osteoglossidae. The record is from RefSeq and is a predicted model, not a curated record. The transcript is spliced from 3 exons. The coding region runs from base 53 to 1516 and encodes 487 amino acids.